This is a messenger RNA of Rotaria sp. Silwood1, 880 nucleotides long. Lineage: Eukaryota; Metazoa; Rotifera; Eurotatoria; Philodinida; Philodinidae. The record is from the annotation of a GenBank genome assembly.
CCCACACCCACACCCACACCCACACCCACACCCUUCGUCUCUAUAUUAUCCGACAUGCAGAAUCAGAAAUCAAUGCUGCUUCCACUCAUAUUUGCGGUCAGAAUAUUCCAUGUAUGUUAAGUCCACUUGGCAAUGAACAAGCAAUGUUAUUAGGCAGAGUUUUAUCAUAGACAUAUUUCUUUAUUGUUAUUUGUUUUUUUUUUGAUUCAUAGGCAAACGUUUAAAAUAUCAAAAUAUCAAAUUUGAUUCUAUUCUAUGUUCAACAGCUGUUCGUGCACAACGAACAGCAGAAAUUGCAUUAAAAACUAUGAAUAUUGACAUAUCAAAAUUAAUCAUUUCAAGUGAACUUCUAGAACAAUCUCAAGGUAGUUGGGAAGGUAUGAGUCGAGCGUUAGCUUUUACUCCAGAAGUAAUACAACAAUGGAAUGAAUUACAUUUUGAAUUCUGUCCUCCAAAUGGUGAGUCAAAACGAAUGGUACAAAAACGUGCUUUAGCUUACCUAGAACCGAUUAUUGAACAAGCAAAAAAUCAAAGUCUAGAAGAAAAUCGUGAAAUAUCAAUUGGUAUUUUUACACAUGCAAAUUUAAUACAAUCUAUAUUACAAUAUUAUUUACAAAGUAAUCCAAAAUAUGCAUGGCUUAUUAAACAAAAUAAUACAGCAAUUAAUGAAAUUCUAUUAAAUGAACAUGGAAUAUCUGUUGUUCAACUUCAAAUUGAUCUUCAACGAAAUAUACGUCAAAUGGAAAAUCAACAAAUAACAUCAACUAAAACUAUUCAAUCAUUAAAAAAUCAAAUUGAUGAAUUGUUUAAAAAAAAUCUCUCAAUUAAUGAACAAUAUGAUGAACAAAAUCAAUUGUUAGUUAAAGUUACUACCGAUUAG